Messenger RNA from Pogoniulus pusillus (Red-fronted tinkerbird), 1187 nucleotides. It is a transcript of the gene GATC, whose product is annotated as glutamyl-tRNA amidotransferase subunit C. Gene Ontology annotation, cellular component: glutamyl-tRNA(Gln) amidotransferase complex; mitochondrion. The record is from RefSeq and is a predicted model, not a curated record. Gene Ontology annotation, molecular function: glutaminyl-tRNA synthase (glutamine-hydrolyzing) activity. Lineage: Eukaryota; Metazoa; Chordata; Aves; Piciformes; Lybiidae. The transcript has 4 exons. Gene Ontology annotation, biological process: glutaminyl-tRNAGln biosynthesis via transamidation; regulation of translational fidelity; mitochondrial translation. The coding region runs from base 44 to 559 and encodes 171 amino acids.
CAGUGACGAGGCGCGGCGCCCCGGGCGCCCCCGUUACCGAGCCAUGCCGGCGCCGUGGCUCGGCCGCUGGCUCCGCACGGUGCCCGGCGUCACCCGGGGGGUCCGGGAGGGACGGCUGCCACUGCGGGUCCCCCCUGUCCGGGCCGUGCUGAUGGCGCCCGCCACGUCCCCCGGGCCUGUCCCGCCUGUCCCGGCGUGGCAGCACGGCGAGCAGCGGCCGUCUCCGCAGCAGACAGUGACGGUGGAGGUGCUGGCUCACUUGGAGCACCUGGCCUUGGUCGAUUUCCGUGAUUCGGAGGGCGUAGAGCGGCUGCAGAAAGCCAUCCAGUUUGCUGAUCAGCUCCAUGAAGUGAACACCGAUGGCGUAGAACCAAUGGAUUCAGUCCUGGAGGACAGGUGUCUGUAUCUCAGAGAUGAUGAUGUUACAGAAGGCAACUGCAUGAAAGAGCUGAUGAAAAAUGCCAGAGAGAAAGUAGAGGAGUAUUUUGUAGCCCCACCAGGUAACAUCCCUUUACCAAAGCUAGAAGAACGAGACACUUUUCUGCAGGGCUCUCAGUGAAAGCCCAGGACCCAAACACUGUUUUGAUGGUUUAUUUGGGAAACAAAGUUUUGUGCAAUCACAGCUGAAAUACCCUGCCAUUGUCAUCAAAAGAGGAGCACUUGCAAGACAGUGUACAGAAGAAAGAAGAUGUAAGAGGUUUAGUAGUGCUACUGAAAUAGUCUAUCUUUAGGAUGCUAAGGCAGCAUGACAGGUGACCUUAGUGCUUUUAUUUAACCAAGUGAAUUUGAUGUUAAUUCUUAAAGAUACUGAAGAGCCUAAAGGCCCUAAAAAGAGCUUCAAAAGGUAAUGAUGAAAAGUCCCCAAACAGUAUAUGUUCUUUUCUCAUGAAGUUUGUCAAGAAAACAAGAGAGUUUAGACCAGUUUCUCAUCUGUGGAUCCUGUCUGCAUCUGACCCUGUCAGAAGUAACAAAGUCUGGUAUGGAGGAGGAAUCCAUCAGACUGCAGAGUAUCAAUGUAAUAUAUGGACAGAACUUAUCUUCAUGAUGGAAGAAAAGAGACUUUGAGAAGAGGAUUUGCUCGAGUAUUUUGUUUCCACUGAAUAUUGUUAUGUCUUGCUCCAUAUACCUUGUGGCCUACCUUCUCUUUCCCACUUCAUAUUCUCAUGAAUAAAAUACCUGGAAUUGUA